Colletotrichum chrysophilum is the source of this 1155-nucleotide messenger RNA. RefSeq lists its product as uncharacterized. NCBI's taxonomy places the organism in Eukaryota, Fungi, Ascomycota, Sordariomycetes, Glomerellales, Glomerellaceae. The record is from RefSeq and is a predicted model, not a curated record. The transcript has 4 exons. Gene Ontology annotation, molecular function: myo-inositol:proton symporter activity. The coding region runs from base 1 to 1155 and encodes 384 amino acids. Gene Ontology annotation, biological process: transmembrane transport. Gene Ontology annotation, cellular component: membrane.
AUGGGUGUUGUCAACAAAGACGACGAGCCCCCCAGCCCAGGGGUCCAACACAUCGAACAAGAUGCUGCUGUCGCCGACGCAAUCAAGGCUGUUGAGCAUCGUGAUCUUGAGCGUAUUGAAGAGACUCAGCCUGGUGCUUUCGUUUGGCUCUGCGCCGCAGCAACUGCCAUUGGCGGCAUGCUCUUUGGUUAUGACACGGGUGUCAUCUCUGGAGUUCUGGUCGUCAUCGGAACAGAUCUGGGUGGGAAAGAGCUCACUCAUUCCGAGAAGGAGCUUGUCACCGCGUUGACUGCCGCUGGUGCUCUUCUAGGAGCAAUCUUUGCUGGUCUCACGGCAGACAAGCUCGGCCGAAAACCCUCUAUCUGGUUCGCCAGUGUUCUGUUUACGCUCGGAGCUGUGAUUCAAUCAGCGGCCUUCUCUGUCGCCCAGAUGGCCGUAGGACGUCUUGUUAUUGGUCUUGGGGUUGGCUCAGCAUCUAUGUUUUGCGGUUUUAACACGUUGAUGUACUACUCCAGUACUCUGUUUCAGAUUGUGGGCUUCUCCAACCCCAUUGCGGUUGGCACCGUUGUAGCCGGAACGAACUGGAUCUUCACCGUUCUAUCUAUCUUCCUUAUCGAUCGAGUUGGACGUCGCAGACUCCUGCUCUGGACAAUGUGGGGAAUGCCUGUUUGCCUAGCCAUCGCAGCCAUCGCUUUCCACUGGAUUCCUCUGGACCUCAACACUUUGGAGCUCAAGACCCAGGAAGUCGGUUGGCCAGCAAUUCUUGUUUUGGUCUCAAUGAUCAUGUUCGUGGCGUUUUACGCCGCUGGCUUGGGCUGUGUUCCUUGGCAGGCCAACGAGUUCCUCCCUAUGGAGGUUCGAGCGAGUGGCACAAUGAUGAUCAACAUUUUCAACUGGGGACCAAACAUUAUUGUCUCUUCAACAUUCCUGUCUAUGAUGCGAGGCAUGACACCAUCUGGCACCUUCGGGUUUUACGCUGGCCUGUCAUUCCUCGGCUGGGUGUUUGUGAUUUUCUGCUUCCCUGAAGCUGCCAAUAUGACCUUGGAGGAGAUUCGUGUUGUCUUUGAGCAUGGCUUCGGUGUCAGAUAUGCUGAGGAGUGGAGGAAGCAGAGGAAGCUGGACUUGCAGACAAGAAGGGAGGAGGCCAACGUUUAG